Messenger RNA from Naegleria lovaniensis, 1914 nucleotides. RefSeq lists its product as uncharacterized. NCBI's taxonomy places the organism in Eukaryota, Heterolobosea, Eutetramitea, Acrasida, Naegleriidae. The record is from RefSeq and is a predicted model, not a curated record. Bases 1 to 1914 code for a protein of 637 amino acids. Gene Ontology annotation, molecular function: phosphotyrosine residue binding; calcium ion binding. The transcript has 2 exons.
AUGGGCCAAGAACAAUCUCUUCCAAUCACAUCAUCCACCAAUUACCCUCGAGGAGGUGUCACACCACACAUCUUCAAUGCCGACCACGUCGAACUCUUGUCUCACUCUCGGAGCACUCCAAAUAUUCUUCCAUCAUCAGUGGGAGCUAGUGCGAGCAUGAUGCUCAUGGGAAAUAUAGGCAAUGCAUCGAUCGACACCAAUUCCUUUCGAUUAACUUGUCGACAAUUAUUGGAUAUUAUUAAACCAUCGAGUGGAGGAAUUUUAGAAGGUUUUACAACGACUGUGAAAAAUAUUGAAGAAAUUAUGAAAUUGUAUGACCAGAUCAUUACGAAUUAUUCCAAACAAACAACUCAGUUACAAUAUACCAUGGCUGGAAAAAAUAAUAAUAAUUUAUUGCUAGGAGCUUCAACGUCGAACUUUUCCAAUUCUGGAAAUCGACAUGCUUUUGACAUGAUGACAGAUGCCAUCAGUUCACACAUUUUAAAAACGAAGAGUCAAUUAGAAGAAUUAGUAGAAUUAAAUGAACAACAUGCAAGAAGAAGUCUCAAACGAACAAAUUCAAUGACCUCUACUACUUCUCUGUUUGCAUCCACAAAUAAUUUACAAGCUGCUGGAUACGAUUGGUCCAAUUUAGAUAACAAACAGAGAUAUUUCGAAAUUAAAGAUGAAAUUGAAAUUUUAACAAGUCAUCAUUUGGAAGAAAUUGAAGCAUUUAAACAAUUAGCAUCGGUGAUUCAUAACGCUGAAUUACAAGGUCUCGAUUAUUCUCAUCCCUUGACACAAGCUCAACUGGAUAUUACCCAUGUACUCGAUGAAUUUGGAGCAGAAUAUUGGAAAACUAAUUUUGGAGGAAAUGUCUUCUCGGUCGAUAAGGAAUGUUUUCUGGACGUGUUGGAUACCUAUUUUCAAGAUUUGAGAAAUCGAAAAACUUGGGUUGAAGAAAUUAAUGACAUUAUUGAUCCUACGCAUGAUUCGAUUGUUUCUAUUAUUGAUUUUAGAACAGUGCUCAAAUGGUUUGGACCAUUUACGAGUUUCUUUUUUAAUCCAAUUGAUGCGUUUUUACAAAUGAAACAUUUUUGGGGAAGUUUGACAUCGAUUGAAGCUCAGGAAUUACUUGACAAGUGUGAACCUGGAACAUUUAUUGUAAGAUUUUGUGAAACAGAACCAGGCUCGUUUUAUGCAUCAGUCGUUGAAGAUAAUGGAGACAAUUUUGGAUAUUUUGACAGUUUACUGACAAGUGGCAACAAACAAACGUUUCAUUACUUGGUAAGAAGAAAAAAAGAUGAAAGAGAAGGAAAAAUGUAUUUUGUACUCAUUGAUUCCGAUAUGGAAUACAAACACGAGAAUAUUGACAGCCUCUUCAAACAAUAUCAUUUGACUUUUAGAAUUCCAUAUCAAGACGAUUCAAAAAAGGAAGAAAUUGCCAAAACGAAAAAGGGUGAAGACGAAUUGGAUUUUGUGGCCUUUAUGAAAACACAAAAAACCAAAAUUAAUAUGCAAGAUGAUGACGACGAUGAUGAUGGAGGAUUUACAACAUUUAAGGGAAGAAUUCCAAGUAAGAAGAAACAAACAGCAAGUUCUUCCUCUGCUGCAUCCAAGAUUAAUUUAUUGACACCUUCGAUUAGUAUUACUUCGAAAACGACAAGUGCAGUAGCUACUGCUGCUACAACAAAUUCUGACAAGCCAUCAUUGAAAACAGACGCGUUUCCAAAUGUCACAGCAAGUGUCUCCUCAACAGAUUCUCAAAAUGUGGAUAGUAAGAAGCCAUUGAGCAAAUUGUUGGUCAACGUUGCAAAAGUUCAUGAGGAUCAACAAGUGGAUUCAGCCACUCUAGUGACUGUGAGUCCAGUACCAAUUCAAAGCACUUCCUCUGUGGAUCGAUUGUUGCAGGAUAAUUCAAAUUCUGAACAGUAA